Messenger RNA from Rosa chinensis, 2176 nucleotides. RefSeq lists its product as uncharacterized. The transcript has 12 exons. Bases 70 to 1509 code for a protein of 479 amino acids. Lineage: Eukaryota; Viridiplantae; Streptophyta; Magnoliopsida; Rosales; Rosaceae. The record is from RefSeq and is a predicted model, not a curated record.
UUAUUAUCGACGAAGUCCGGAAACCCACUGAGAAUUCAGCAUCUCCUUCAAACUACAAACUAGUUGAGGAUGUGGGCCUUAUCCUGCGCAACCUCUGCUUAUCCUGCGCUCACUUUGAGAGCGUCUGUACCCAUGGCCACUACUCGUUCCGGCUCUCCCGUCUCCGUCUCAGUCCCUACCAAUCACCAUUGUUAUCAGAAAGACAGCCCUUUUGUUCCUGAGGUUGUGGAAGCAGUGGAUUCCUUGCAUUCAGAGUUCAGAGCUGUGGAUAAUUUGGUAGCACGCAAUACCACCCGGGUUCUUAAAGCUUUCCAGAAUGCCCGAAUUGGAUCUCAUCACUUUGCUGGAAGUACUGGCUAUGGUCACGAUGAAGCUGGGGGGCGUGAAGCUCUUGACCAAGCUUUUGCAGAAAUUGUAGGCGCUGAAUCUGCAGUAGUUCGCUCACAGGUUUGUCGUACAAAGUGUUGUGUUUACUUUGUAGAGGUACUUGCAAUACUUAAUUCUCUUCUCCAAUGGCUUCAGUUUUUCUCAGGAACUCAUGCUAUAACCUGCGCUCUGUUUGCUUUUCUAAGGCCAGGAGAUGAGCUUUUGGCAGUUGCUGGUCCUCCCUAUGACACCUUGGAGGAGGUUAUUGGAAAGAGAGACUCUCAUGGCAUGGGAUCCUUGAUAGACUUUGGAGUGAAAUACCGUGAAGUUCCACUUGCUGAAGAUGGUGGCCUUGACUGGGAUGCGCUUAGGCAUGCUUUGAACCCUGAAACAAAAUGUGCACUCAUACAGCGGUCAUGUGGUUAUUCAUGGCGUCAGAGUUUAAGUGUGGAUGAUAUAAGGCGAGCAAUUGAGAUAAUUAAGAUGCAGAAUCCUAACUGCCUGGUCAUGGUGGAUAAUUGUUAUGGUGAAUUUGUGGAAAGCAUUGAACCUCCAAUGGUGGGUGCAGAUUUAAUUGCUGGCAGUUUGAUAAAAAAUCCUGGUGGAACUAUAGCCCCAUGCGGUGGAUAUGUUGCAGGAAGAGAAAGAUGGGUAAAAGCAGCAGCAGCUCGUCUGUCUGCACCUGGCCUUGGAGUUGAUUGUGGCUCAACUCCUGGUCACAUUAUGAGAGCAUUUUUCCAAGGUUUGUUCCUUUCACCUCAAAUGGUUGGCGAGGCUAUCAAGGGGACUUUCCUAGUAGCUGAAGUUAUGGCUGCCAAAGGGUAUAAGGUCCAGCCCCUUCCUCGUGUUCCUCGCCAUGACACAGUACAGGCCAUACAGCUUGGAAAUCGUGAGCGUCUUCUUGCUUUCUGUGAGGCUGUGCAGAGGAGCUCCCCAGUCGGUUCAUUUACUAAACCAAUUGCUGGCACAACUCCUGGAUAUGCAUCAGAGGUGAUCUUUGCUGAUGGAACAUUUGUUGAUGGGAGUACAAGUGAGCUUUCAUGCGAUGGACCAUUAAGAGAGCCAUUCGCUGUAUUUUGCCAGGGUGGCUCCCAUUGGACUCAGUGGGGACUAGUUCUUGGAGAGGUUUUAAAAGCCAUAUAAUGUAGAAUGAAGUUUUUCCAAUGAGGACAGCUGACAGUACGAUUAUGGAAUGGAAUGUGGAAGUUAUUGAUUUCUAAUUUUGCAAAGCAAGAAGUAUGGUGUGGCAGUCUCAAGAUAUGUCCUUGCUGCAAUUGCUCAAAAUACAGCAGCAGUGGCAUUUCACCUCUUUUUUUUUUUUUUCCAAAAGAAGCUUGGUGGCUCAGUUUAUUGGAAUGGAGCUACUAUGUCAAUCUCAGGAGCCAAAUGAGGAUACUGCUCCAAGGGCAAACGAUUUUGUUCUCCAUAUGAUAGAAAUUCCAGACACUAUACCUUGAAGAAAGUUUACCUUAGAAAUGAGUUGAAUAUUACUUUCUUAGCCUGGUGUUGUACCUUAAUUUUUGCCACGCAUUUUGCAAUUUUGUCAAUAUUAAUUUUUUGCAUCACUUGAUGCCGGAUGAAACAAACUGAGGCUGCUAGAGUGAAAAAUUACAUCUGGAAGAGAAGAUACAUACAUUUGUUUGAUAACAAGGUGAAUGUUCCUAUCCGCUUCCUUAUGGAAGGCAUAGAUAAAUUUUAGAUAUGUGCAACAAUCUGCAGAUAGAUAGAUGUAUUAGGGAAAUUGCAGACAUUCCUAAUUUCCUAUUGAAUUUCUCAUUGAUGAGCUAACGACAAGUCGGUGUAUAUUGGA